Galeopterus variegatus (Sunda flying lemur) is the source of this 334-nucleotide messenger RNA. RefSeq names its product leucine zipper protein 2. The transcript has 4 exons. Lineage: Eukaryota; Metazoa; Chordata; Mammalia; Dermoptera; Cynocephalidae. The record is from RefSeq and is a predicted model, not a curated record. The annotation marks the transcript as partial.
ACAGGACUAUGAAGAGCUGGAAAAGAAGCUGAAAGAAGUUUUUAAGGAGCGAAGCACCAUCCUCCGUCAGCUGACAAAGACAUCAAGAGAACUUGAUGGAAUUAAAGUCAACCUUCAGUCUUUAAAAAACGAUGAGCAAUCUGCCAAAAGUGAUGUUCAGAAGCUCCUGGAAUUAGGCCAGAAACAAAGAGAAGAGAUGAAGUCUCUCCAGGAGGCCCUGCAAAAUCAACUUAAAGAGACAUCUGAGAAAGCAGAAAAACACCAGGCAACUAUUAAUUUUUUAAAGACUGAAGUGGAAAGAAAGAGCAAAAUGAUCCGAGACCUCCAGAAUGAG